Molecule: messenger RNA, 2163 nt
Organism: Leptidea sinapis
Lineage: Eukaryota; Metazoa; Arthropoda; Insecta; Lepidoptera; Pieridae
Product: zinc finger protein 26-like
Exons: 5
Coding region: 242-1873 (543 amino acids)
Biological process (GO): regulation of transcription by RNA polymerase II
Cellular component (GO): nucleus
Molecular function (GO): DNA-binding transcription factor activity, RNA polymerase II-specific; zinc ion binding; RNA polymerase II transcription regulatory region sequence-specific DNA binding
Source: RefSeq, a predicted model, not a curated record
ACCACCUCCCUCUCGUCGUUAUCCCGGAGGGUAGCACUUUGUCUGGACGCAAAAAAAACACCCGACUUGACUGAAUCGUCGAAACCCUCACUUGGCUGUAACGUCGACAUCUAGCCGACGGAGCCAUUUUAUAUAAAAAAAAAGAAUGUGAAAUUAGUAAUUACUGUUGUUAGCAGUAAUUUAUUUUAAUGUAAUUUAAAUUAAAAUCAUUCCAAAAAAUAUGUUAUAAAUAAUUUGUGCAAUGGCUACCGAAAAUUCACCUGCCAAAAGCAGGGGCCCGCUAAUUGAUCCGGCAUUUUGCCGUUGUUGUCGUUCAAUCAAGCGGUGUCGUUUGCUCAACACUGAAUAUGAAUGGGAUGGAACAAAAGAGGUCUAUGCUGAUAUGUUCAUGGAUGUAUUUGGUUUAUUGUUGUCUCACCUAGAUGAUGACAGCAAGGACUCCUGUAUAUGUGCUACAUGCGUGCGGCGUCUUAGAGAGGCCCAUGCGUUCAGGCGGCAGGUCCUGCAAUGUGAGGAGAUGUUCCUCAGUGCUAAGUUGCAGAAUAAAGCUGCAAUCAAAUUGGAAGUGAAAUUGGAGUCUGCGAGUAGUGAUGGGGAAUGCAGUGACGAUUUACCUCUAAUACAAUGUGAUGUUAACCCAAAAAAUGAGUGCACAGAGGCUGUAAAUAAUAAAAGGCAUGGUAAAGAAGAGUUAAAGAGUAGCAUUAGAAAGAGCAGGGAAAUGUUGAAGGCGGGAUGUGAGACGAAUCGGUUGAGGCCGAAAAUAGGCAAGUUGAAAAAGACAGCUGCCAAACAAAAAGCGAAAGCCUCAAAAACGGCCACAAUAGACCAAGAGUUCAUGGCGUAUUCAAACACUAUAACCAUAGUCAACAAUUCUUAUGUCUGCCCAUUCCACAAUAGAAUAAGCUUCUACUAUUGUUACUACUGCAAAGACCAGUUCACUGACCCAAACGAACUUAGAGAACACACUCUGACACAUAACCCGAAAGAGCUGUUCGAAAUAUCGAUGGAAAACAAAAAGAUACCGAAAGUGGACAUCACUAGGAUUGACUGUCGAUUAUGCGAUGAAAAGAUCGACGAUCUGGAAGCGUUUCGAAGCCACAUCACUAGCAAACACGGGUUGUCUCUAUUUCCUGCAAAAAAUGAAUUUCUCAAAUUCCGCCUUACGCCAAAUAAUCUAAUGUGCACAGAAUGCAGUGAGGUGUUCCCAUAUUUCGACUCGCUGAAGAAACAUAUGGUUGACCAUUUCGGGACGCAUACCUGCGAUCUGUGCGGAGCGUGUUUCCUUGAACAGGCAUCCCUGAGAACCCAUAUAAAAGCCCACAGCAAAAUAGACCUGAAUUUCCCUUGUGAAAUCUGUGGAAAAAAUCUAAAAUCCAAAUACAGCCGACGACUGCAUAUCGCUACAGUCCAUGAAAAGAAGCCGACAGUGAACUGUUAUAAGUGCGAACAGUGUUUUUUAUCUUACGCGUUACGGAACCGUCAUUUGAUCGAAGUGCAUGGUGAUAAUCGAACGUUUCCUUGCAAGUUGUGCGACAAAGUGUAUAACAGAAGGAAGACUUUAAUGGAACAUAAUCGUAGAAAUCAUCUAAAAGUGUAUAGGCAUCAGUGUGAUUUGUGCGAACAGAGGUUUUAUUUGCCGUCGCGUUUGCGAGAGCAUAUGGCAACACAUACUGGGGAAAGGAACUUCCGGUGUGAGUUUUGUGAUAAGAGUUAUCCUCGGUUGCAGUCAUUGCAGGAGCAUAUCAGGUCCCAUGGUGCAGAGAGACGAUUUAAAUGUAACAUUUGCAAUUCGACUUUUACCCAGAACACGAGCCUGAAGAGUCACUUGAAAACUCAUCAUCAGGGUUAUGAUAUGGAGGCUUAUAGCUGAUAGAGUGAAUUUUGGGGACAUUUAAACAGAAAUAUUAAUAUAUAAAAAAGAUGCUGUUUUUGUAAAUGUUAAGGGCAAUUUGUAUGUUGUUCACGAAGGGGAGAUUGUUAGCUAUUGCUACGAGGUUGUAAUUUGUUGGCACAAGGUGAAGCUGUGCGUCUCAUCCCUCAAUAAUGAGUAAGGGAACAACUCUUUGUAUCGAAGUGAUACAUAGCUCUUUAUGAGGAAAAUAAAACAUAUUUUUUUGCAAUUAGGGAAAUUACAAAUUUGAAGUAAAUCUGAAGUAUUUU